UCUUUUGUUGUUCGCAAAAUGGAAUUUAACCUUCCAGUUCCAUUAGAGGGUCUGAAAGAGACAGGGCCAACUGCUUUCUUGACAAAGACAUACAACAUAGUGGAGGAUUCAAGCACAAACAAGAUAGUUUCAUGGAGUAGAGACAACAACAGCUUCAUUGUCUGGGAACCAGAGAUUUUUGCCUUAAUUUGCCUCCCUAGAUGCUUUAAGCACAACAAUUUCUCAAGCUUUGUUAGACAGCUCAAUACUUAUGGGUUUAAGAAGAUUGAUACAGAGAGGUGGGAGUUUGCAAAUGAGUAUUUUCUUAAAGGACAGAGACAUCUUCUUAAGAACAUUAAGAGAAGAAAGACUUCAUCUUCUCAAACUCAAACGCAAACGCAUUCAUUAGAAGGCCGAGAGAUUGAGGAGAUGAGAAGAGACAGAGUAGCUCUAGUAGUAGAACUCGAGAGACUGAGACGAAAACAUGAAACUAUGAAGACACAUCUUCAUUCGAUGGAAGAGAAACUGAGAGUCACAGAAGUGAAGCAAGACAUGAUGUUGGAUUUCUUGCUGAAGAAGAUUACGAAACCGAGUUUUUUGGAGGGUUUAAGGAAACGUAAGAAGCAAGGAAUCAAGAACCGAGAGCAAAAGCAAGAGGUGAUGUCGUCAAGCCAUGUGGUUGAGGUCCAUGAAACGUUUGUUAAAGCUGAGCCGGACGAGUAUGGCGAUGAGCUUCACAUAGCUUCAAUGGAGGAUCAAGGACAAGAAGGAGAUGAACUUGAAAUGGAUAGUGAGGGAAUUUGGAAGGGUUUUAUGUUAAGUGAAGAGAUGUGUGACUUAGAGGAACAUUUGAUAUAGCUUUGUUAAAAUUAAAUUUGUUUUCUGAGUUUUUAUUAGUUUCGCAUAUCUAUACACUAGUUCCUUUUGUCUAUUGGAAAGUAUAAAGACUAAGUGCUCUGUAACAUAUUACCAAUGAAAGCAGGUCAUAUUCUCCUAGGGUCUAG
This is a messenger RNA of Capsella rubella, 983 nucleotides long. RefSeq names its product heat stress transcription factor A-6a. NCBI's taxonomy places the organism in Eukaryota, Viridiplantae, Streptophyta, Magnoliopsida, Brassicales, Brassicaceae. Gene Ontology annotation, cellular component: nucleus. The transcript is spliced from 2 exons. The record is from RefSeq and is a predicted model, not a curated record. Bases 19 to 837 code for a protein of 272 amino acids. Gene Ontology annotation, molecular function: RNA polymerase II cis-regulatory region sequence-specific DNA binding; DNA-binding transcription factor activity. Gene Ontology annotation, biological process: regulation of transcription by RNA polymerase II.